This is a messenger RNA of Cotesia glomerata, 3826 nucleotides long. It is a transcript of the gene Hcs, whose product is annotated as biotin--protein ligase. Gene Ontology annotation, cellular component: cytoplasm. Bases 333 to 3365 code for a protein of 1010 amino acids. The record is from RefSeq and is a predicted model, not a curated record. The transcript has 17 exons. Gene Ontology annotation, biological process: protein modification process. Gene Ontology annotation, molecular function: biotin--[biotin carboxyl-carrier protein] ligase activity. Lineage: Eukaryota; Metazoa; Arthropoda; Insecta; Hymenoptera; Braconidae.
UGAUCUCUAAUUUGCGACACAUGACCGUACACUAAUUUACGUAUUAAGUACAAAUAUAAGAUAUAAGAAGUUGCUACAGAAGUGGUUCAGUGACACUGAUAGUUAACAAUCAAUUAAACAAUUAUUAUAUUAAAAACAACACUACUUUAAGUAACAAUUGAUAAUUGUUAAAAACACUCAGACAUAUUUUAAUUGUUAUGUCAUAAAACAAUCUUAAUAAACAAAAUAAAAAUGCACUGUCACAUUCCAAAAAAUUAAAAUAUUUACACAAGUACAACUAAUUGGAGUGACCAAUACUCGAUCAAUAGUUAUUAAAAAUAAUAAAUUAAAGCAUGCUGUUGACAUUUAUCUACAUGAUAUUAACCUGGGCAAGAGCACGGAGACUGACACCUCUGAGGACGUACCUCUUCAGAGUGCUCAACAGCAGCAACAGUAAUAACUUACCAAAUUAUGUAAAACCUUCUUUAAUGUGUCAUAUUAAAUCUUCAGAUUCUUCUAAGCCUGAUGUAAAUUCUAAACAGACUGAUAGUGAAACCAGUCAUGACUUACUUACGUCACAUUUAUGUUCUAACAAAAAUACUGCCAAACUUUAUAAAUUAAUUUGGAGUGUUGGUGAUAACAAAUUGUGUAUUAUAAUCCCUCAGCAAAAAAUAGAUGUCAGCGAGUGGUUGGUUUAUCCUCCCGGUAAAACGAAUUUUCCAUUAAGCGUAAAUAAUUGUAAUCAAACAAAAUUAGCUGAUGAUUCAAAAGUACACUUACUAAUCGAGGCCGAUAUUAACAAUUUUAAUCCCAGUGCAUUUACCAGAACAAUUAAGUUAGAAGACUAUGGAUUGUUACUAUCAUGGACUGCUGAUAAAUUAUUCGCUGCUAUAAUGGAAACUGACAUUGAUCAUAUGAGUAAAUUAUCAAUAGCACUAAUGGAGAGCUUUUGCUUUAUUAACAAUGGACUUUUACUUACGCGUAUUGAAUCUGUUGAGGUAUCAGGAAAGCCUUGCAGUUAUAAUAUAAAUCAAUCUUCCCUGGGGAAUAGAAAAUUAGUUGGCAAAGCUCAAUGGAAAACUCAUAUGGAAACUCUAAAAUUAUUCAGUAGUACAGCGCGACGUGUAUCGCAGCAAAAAGAACCCUUUGAAGUGGAUACUUUACCAGGAAUAAUUGUUUCACCCGGUACUAGAUCGUUGUCAUUACAAAUGCCAACUGUUUUAGAAAUAAGUCAUCAACAUGAUACUUUAGAAGCCCAAGAAUUCAAAACAGAAGAUAGCACAUCAGUGCCUAAGACUCCUCCACCAACUCCAGCAUCUUUAAGUAUGAUGGACCGCGGUGACUCAGUAAGGCGAAGUUUGCAAAUGUCCAGUAAUGAACUCCACACGACUCUAAGCCGUAAUUCAGAGACUCCAGAUAACCAGCUGAGUGUCGCUAACUCUAAUUAUUCUUCGACGCAAAAUAUCGACGAAGAUGAACCCAAGGAAACUAAGUCCCGCGCCUCUUCAGAUGCCAAUUUAUGCGAGAGAAUACUGCCGAAGACCUUCAAAGGGGAUCCUUUUGAUAUGUCUUACACAAAUCGUGCUGAAAAGUACUCUGAAAAGAGAAAAUUUCAAAAUUAUCCAGAAGCCGGUAAGCCGCCUAACGUUUUAAUUUACGCUGACUCGACUUUAGCAAGUGAUAACAUCGAACGAGUCUUGAAACAAACUCUAAAUAAAGAAAAGUAUAUUAUUUACAAAUUAACUCCGGAAGACGCUCGCCGAGAUGUAUGGAAAGACCAGGCGAAUUUGGUGGUAGUAUGCGGUAACGUUGACAGUGAAAUCGCAUCGCAAUUAGUCAAUUACAUUGUCAAAGGAGGAAAAUUAUUGGCGUUAUGUUCCGAUGCACUGCAUACACUCUUGCCGUCAUUCAAAACUGCAGAAGUACGCGAACAUGAGCUCGUACGUUUCUCAUAUGGAAAGUGGAAAAAUGUGCAGAUGAUGCAUCACAUAUUUUGUUACCAAGCUUCGCCGAUUAAAUCACGGUUCUCUCAAGAUCAUGAAGAUGUCAAGACAACACCAGUAACUCCAGCAUCAUCAACUGUAAAAGACAAACAAGGAAAAACUCACACAUUCCAAGUACGAGUUCUCGGAGCCGAGGAGACCUGGCACACACCCAGCAUCGUCCUCGCAGACCUGCCAACCACAGGAGGCAAGGCGCUCUUUUCACAGAUCCAUCUCGAGGCUGAUCCUUCGCAGUAUGAAAUGGAAGAAGCAAAAUUCGAAGCUCUAAAAGCCAGCAACCCGGCGAGGCUUGAAAUUCUAUCAGACUUGCUAAGCUCUCACCUAGGAGUUGAUGUCAAGCCAGUAGCUUCUGGAGAUGUUGCUUUUAACCCUGGGUUUUUUCUGGGUAGACACGAGCUUAAACUGGAAAUGCUGGAACGACUGAAAGACAAGAUGGAGACUAAUGAUAUUUUUAAGACAAAUAAAAUAAAGCUGCAGUUUUGUAACAAUACUAAUAAAUUAGUACCACCAUCAUCAUCUAUUUUACCAAUCAUGUUGCAUACUUGUCCUGAUAAUUUUUCCACUAUUGAAUAUUUUGAGAAUCUCAAAACCAAAGACUUGGGACGCCUUGUAAUUUACGCAGAUAUAAUGACCUCGUCAAUGGACGUAGUUGCCGGCUGUAAGUUACACCAUGGACUAGCUGUUAUUCCUCGUCAACAAACGCAAGGCCAAGGUCGUAACAAAAAUAUUUGGUUGAGCGCAAAAGGAUGCUUGAUGUUUACAUUACAAUUACACAUUCCAUUAAAUAGUUAUCUCGGGAAUCACUUACCAAUUUUGCAACAUUUUGUGGUAGUAGCUGUUAUUGCUGCUGUUAAGUCAAUUCCUGGAUACGAGGAGAUUGAUCUAAAUAUUAAAUGGCCUAAUGAUAUUUAUUUAGGAGAUAAAGUUAAACUUGGUGGCCUUAUUGUACCAACACUUCUUGAGUCUUCAGAAGCGAUUUGCAAUAUUGGCCUUGGAGUUAAUUUAUCUAACAGUACUCCGACGAGUAGUAUCAAUGACGCAAUUAAAAAAUACAAUGAGAAAAAAGGUACAAACUUAGCGCCUCUUGGAUACGAAAAAUUACUUGCUCUUAUUUUUAAUCAACUUGAAAGUUUGAUAAAUUCAAUUCAGAAUGAUAAUGUCAAUCAUUUCUAUCAGCUUUACUACGACUACUGGCUUCAUACAGACACUCAAGUAAGCUUCGAGUCUCCUGAUGGUGCGAUCAGGGAAGUAAAAAUCCUGGGAAUAGACAGCAAUGGAUACUUAGAAGUCCAGAGCUUAGAUGGAAAAGUAUUUUCCCUUCAGCCUGACGGAAAUAGUUUCGAUAUUUUCAAAGGACUCAUUGCUCCGUCCUUAUCAAGAUAAAUCCGAAAUUCAGGAUUUUAAUUACUAAAAUAUCAAUAGAUUUAUCACGUCAUUUAUUAAGUGUUACUGAAUAUUAACUCGUCAUUUUUGAUCAUAUAUGUGUAAAAUAAUUUAUUCUAAUAACUAUUCAAUUUAUCGUUCAGCUAUCAAAAUUAUUCCAGCGCACAUUUCCAUCUCGUUUAUCAAUCACUGUAUCGAUAACUUAUGCUAGACUUUUGGAUAAAUAUUAGCUGACAUUAUGAUAAAUAGUUAAUUGAGGCAUGUGAUUUUAAGUUAGAGCUUCCGUGAUAUUUAUUUUCCAUACGCGAAUCAAAAUAGUUUCAAAGUGUUGUUUUUAAGUACCAGAGUAUAUGGAUCUGCAUUUAUUGUUGAAAAAUAUAUUUAUUAAUUACUAUCAAUCAAACUAUAACUUGAUGUAAUGUAUUCUGAUGUGAUGUAUGUUAUCUGUUGAAAUAAUUAUU